This is a messenger RNA of Schizosaccharomyces cryophilus OY26, 2867 nucleotides long. Its product is annotated as ATP-dependent RNA helicase Rpm2. NCBI's taxonomy places the organism in Eukaryota, Fungi, Ascomycota, Schizosaccharomycetes, Schizosaccharomycetales, Schizosaccharomycetaceae. The record is from RefSeq and is a predicted model, not a curated record. Gene Ontology annotation, biological process: RNA catabolic process; mitochondrial RNA 3'-end processing. The transcript has a single exon. Bases 310 to 2316 code for a protein of 668 amino acids. Gene Ontology annotation, molecular function: ATP binding; hydrolase activity, acting on acid anhydrides; RNA helicase activity. Gene Ontology annotation, cellular component: mitochondrial degradosome.
UUUGUAGGUGCAGUUGCCGUGGAAUUAAUAUUUUUUUUGUUUUUCAUGGUAUAAACUUAAAUAUAUUCAAAGUUAAAAAAAGGGAACCGAUGAAAUACUCGCUACAUAAUUAGAAAAAGAUCUGUAAGUGUUUUUAUCAAAAAGUGUUUUAGUUGAACGCGAUUGUAACGGCAUUGAACGCGAAAAAUACGAAAUUUCAUUCAGAAAUUUUCAAAUUUAUGAUAUUGUGUGGAUAAGGCUCCAAUUUUUGGCUCAGUUCGCGUGUUAAUUGACACUCUUUUUUGGGGAUCUCAAAUCAACCGUAUUGAAAUGAAAUUUCCUUUCUUAAUCAGCAAAUUUCAAUUUGGACGAUGUUUUUCUUUUAAAAAGCUCUACAGCACUGUUCCGGGUAAGAUACACAAACCAAAUUUCUUGGCAUAUGACUCGCCAGGCAAUAUAUUAUGGAGGGUGGCAUUGAAAGGAAUGGAGACAUAUUUUACAAAGCAAAAGAUUGAAUAUCCGACACAAUACCUGCCAUCGUUUCUAGAACGUUGCCGAAAUGCAAAAGUAAAUCAAGAGAUUCCUUACUUUGAAUUAAAAAAGAAGGUGCUAAGAUCGUUAAUCAAGUCUGGAAGUGGAUUCUCGUCGGAGAUUUACUACAGUAAUCCUGAAUACUUGGAGAAACCUGUGCAUCGAAAAAAUUUCACUUUUUAUGUAUCUCAUCUUCAAGAAAUCAUUGCAGCUGAGUUUUUCAAAUACGCAAGAUACAAAGAUAUAUUAGCAAACACCAAUGUUGAUCUACAGAGACAGCUUACUAAAUUUACUAACCCUGGGGAGCUAUAUCCUGCUGCACGAAGCCAGAAGCGACACAUCAUUAUGCACGUCGGUCCCACGAAUAGUGGAAAAACCUAUCAUGCUUUGCAGCGCUUGAAACAGUCUAAAAGAGGUGUUUAUGCAGGUCCAUUGCGCCUCUUGGCUCAUGAAGUUUAUAAUCGAUUAAAUGCGGAUGGCAUCAGGUGCAACUUGCUUACCGGUGAGGAAAUCAGAGAACCACAUAUAGUUCCACAUGUUGUAUCAUGUACUGUUGAGAUGUGUAGCAUUUACGAUUCCUUUGAAGUUGCAGUUAUUGAUGAAAUCCAGAUGAUUGCUGAUCCCGACAGAGGUUUCGCCUGGACGAAUUGUUUACUGGGGCUCCAGGCUAAAGAAAUCCAUCUUUGUGGAGAGGAAAGUGCUGUGAAUUUGGUUAAAUCUAUCGCAAAGUUGACCAGGGAUGAUUUUACGGUCUAUCGCUAUAAUCGUCUUAAUCGUCUCAAAGUUGCCAAAGCUAGUUUGCGUGGCAAACUGAAGUUACAAGAGGGUGACUGUUUGGUAGCUUUCUCACGUAAAGAUAUUUUUGCUUUAAAAGAAAAGGUUGAGGAAAAAAUGGGGAGAAGAGCUGCUGUGAUAUACGGCUCCUUACCUCCUGAGGUGCGCAAUCAACAAGCCAGUUUGUUCAAUUCUGAGGAUCAUGAAGAAAAAAUAUUGUUGGCAUCAGAUGCCAUUGGAAUGGGAUUAAACCUAACGGUCAAACGGAUCAUUUUUCAUAAACUUAAGAAGUUUAGUGGCACAGAGAUGAUUGACAUUCCUAUUCCUCAAGUGAAACAGAUAGCUGGAAGAGCCGGCAGACACCAGGCAAAUACGGAUUCGGAACAAUCGCCGGGUGUUGUCACAACUCUAUAUGACGAAGAUUAUGAAGCUUUAAAGCGCGCAAUGAAGUUUCCUAUAAAAAAUUUAACUCGAGCUAGCAUAAAACCGCCGGAUUUUGUUUUUGAAAAGUUCUGCUCUCUCUUCCCGAAUGAGGUUCCCGUACGCAUGAUUUUGGAACGCUAUGCGAAACUUUUUAAAGUACAAGGUCCCUUUUCCGCAUCCAAUUUUAAUGUGAAUUUUUUCACUUUAGAUUUGCUUGAUACUGUGAAAGAAUUAACGAUAGAAGAUAAAAUUUCUUUGUUAGGAAUACCAAUUGCAAAACAAAUGCCACAGGUUACUGAAUUUGCUUACGAGAUCGGAAAACACAUUGCAAGUGGUAAGCGCAUGCAGAUAUACGAUCAUCCUUAUCUGCCACUGGAUAUAAUUGAUCGGGGGAUUCCACGUACUAAUGAAGCAUUAAUUGACCUAGAAAGACUUCAUAAAAAGAUUGUGGUAUACCUUUGGGUUAGUCUUCGCUAUCCAAAUAUAAUAUUACCAGAGGCGGCCUUAAUGGCGAAAAAAAUUACUGAAGAGUUGCUAGCAAGGGGUUUAGCACAUAUGAAGAGCUCUACUGAAUCCUCUUCAUCAUCGGUAGUAGCUGUCGAUAAUUAGAAACAAAGAGAAUUUUGUUUUUUUGUUUUAUAGAAAAAUGAAACUUCGAUAUUAGGAAACGUUUUCUUGGCUUUUUUUAAAUGGUAACGUUUGUAUUCAUCUUUUGACAAUAUUCCUAUCCCCAAACUUUCUAACUUUUUGAAAGUAAGCAAAAGUAAGUUGUGCUUUGGAUUUUAGAGUCAAAUACGAAUAUGUCUCUUAUCCAAUGAUUCCGUUUGGUUUCGUUGAUUUUCUUUUUAGGAAUCCUCAGUCAACCAAAAAUUUUCAUGAUCAAACGAAACAUAACGGAAACCAUAUAAAAAGAUAGUGAAAAGAAGGAAAUACAAGUCUAAGCUAUUUUAAAAGGAAAGGACAUGGAAUUUCAAACUUCUUUUUAUUUCCUUUUGUUUAUUUAUUUACAGACAAAAGUUCGAUGACACAAUGUCACUGUUAGGAAGCAAUCUAUGUAGGGUGGGAUGAGUCUUAGGUGGGGUAUUCAAGGAAUCAUUGCCAAACAAAGGCACUUCAAGUAAUUAAAGAUCAUAAAAUAACGAAGCUUACCUUAUACUGUG